CCCUCUCUUUUCUGAAAAAUAAUAUUAUUCACUGCAUAUGCACCCAGUCCAUAUGGUAACUCCUCUCUCUUUCUCUGGAAGUUGUAAAUAAGCUCUGAUCAUGUUUGGAGAGAAAGUUCUGGACUUAGUCGGGGAAUUAAAACGAGCCAGGCCUGGGACCAUACCUCCUUACAAUGAAGAUUUAACAAGACAGGUAAUCGAAGAAAUGCGUGUGCUCUUUGAAGAGAACCUCACCGAUGUCAGUGAAGCUGCAAGCGAAAAAGAAAAAGCAACGCCUAAACCUGAACUCUACCCUAGUAUACACCUCCGUCACGUCUGCCUUGAGAGAAACCAGCGUGGGCUACUCCUAUACAAUUACAACCGACUCGUCAAACUGAGGGAUCUCCGCUGGGAACUGGGCUCCAUACUACCAGACGAGUUUAGAUUGAGUCUCUCGGAGCAAGAGGUCCAAUGGUUUCAACGCUACAACAGGAGUCUGGCCAAUUACAUGCGAUCGGUCGGAGGGGGAGUACUCGACUUAACCGAGUACACCCAACCACCAAAGACCCUCCACAUUGAGGUACGGUGCCUAGAGGACUAUGGCGACUUAGAGACAGACAAUGGAACUGUGGUACAAUUAAAGAAAGGCCGUCAUUAUUAUCUACUGAGGUCACAGUGUGAACAACUCAUAAGACAAGGGAUACUUGAACACAUUCAGUGAAAUAUUUUGACAACUAUUGAUCA
This is a messenger RNA of Amphimedon queenslandica, 723 nucleotides long. Its product is annotated as DNA replication complex GINS protein PSF1-like. Gene Ontology annotation, cellular component: GINS complex. Gene Ontology annotation, biological process: DNA replication; DNA strand elongation involved in mitotic DNA replication. Bases 101 to 700 code for a protein of 199 amino acids. The record is from RefSeq and is a predicted model, not a curated record. NCBI's taxonomy places the organism in Eukaryota, Metazoa, Porifera, Demospongiae, Haplosclerida, Niphatidae. The transcript has 2 exons.